Molecule: messenger RNA, 1158 nt
Organism: Dothidotthia symphoricarpi CBS 119687
Lineage: Eukaryota; Fungi; Ascomycota; Dothideomycetes; Pleosporales; Dothidotthiaceae
Exons: 3
Coding region: 1-1158 (385 amino acids)
Biological process (GO): regulation of cyclin-dependent protein serine/threonine kinase activity
Cellular component (GO): nucleus; cyclin-dependent protein kinase holoenzyme complex
Molecular function (GO): protein kinase binding; cyclin-dependent protein serine/threonine kinase regulator activity
Source: RefSeq, a predicted model, not a curated record
AUGCUCGCCUCGUCGUCGCCGACCAUCUCAGCGCCCGGCUCGCCCUCGACGACGUUCCACGCCCCCGCCCGCGUCUACCAUGCCUCUUCGCGCCGCACCUCGACCUCGUCUGGCGCCCCGUCGCCCCGCUUCGUCGUGAGCAGCGCCAACGCCCGCCGCUUCGAGUCGCCGCACCUGUCCAAGCCCGCCAUCGCCGCCCCGUCGCCCGUCCCCGCCUACUCGCGCUCCCCACAGAGCAGCAGGCGCGGCUACGUGGAUGCUGGCACCCAGUACAGUCCCGCCGGCCUGCCCCCCACCUACCAUCCGCCAUCGCAGCCCAACCUGGCCGACACCGACAGCGCCCGCGCAGAGUCUGCACCGCUCGCUGCGCCUGCCGUCGUGGAGCGACCACGGGGCCCGGCCUCGCCUGCGCCGCCCACCACGGACCCGCCAGAGCCCACGGUGCGCGUCGACCCGCAACCCGCCACGCCCGCGCAGCAUGCCCAGCCGCCGAGCCGCCGAAUGUCUAGCGAGAGCACGCGCGAGGACCAGCACGACGCGCCGCAGAAGCAGCAACCAGCGGCGUCAGACGUCACCGACUCCCCGGCCAAGCGUGCGCGUCCCCACGAGCCCAACGUCAAGAUCAUGCCGCUGAAGUACGAGACGUGCAACGUCAAGGACCUGGGCGUCUUGGUCUCCGACAUGCUCAUGGAGCUGGUGCGCCUGAACGACGGCUAUCCGCUGCGCGACGGCCAGCUCACGAGGUUCCAUUCGAGAGCUCCGCCCGGCAUCUCCGUGCGCGACUACCUAGUGCGCCUGAUAGUGCAUGCCACGCUGUCUCCCCCGAUCCUGCUGUCCAUGGUAUUCUACGUCGACAAGCUGUGCACCAUGUACCCUGCCUUCACCAUCAGCAGCCUCACCGUCCACCGCUUUCUCAUCACGGCAGCCACCGUCGCAGCCAAGGGCCUCAGCGACAGCUUCUGGACCAACAGCCUGUAUGCACGAGUAGGCGGUGUGAGCCCAGAGGUGCUCGUCGAUUACUACAAGGGCUUGGUCGAACGUGGAUCGGGAUACGUUAUGGAAACGGGGCCAGAGCUGCCUUCGACGCCCAGUCGGGAACAGGUCCAAUCGCCCACCGGAUCAGCGACCGGCAUUCACACCAGCCUAUCAAGCACCUAG